CCUCUGCACUCUGCACUGCUUUCUUCUUCUCCUUCAUUAUAUAUCCUCCGCCUCCUUCUCCAUUUUUACUCACCCACCCCUUCAUAUCUUUCCCCAACAACUACCCUUUAUUUUAUUUUAAUAAUAAUAAAUAAUAAAUAAUAAUAAUACCUCUUAUUAUUAUAUUAUAAAAUAGAAUAGAUAAAAGCUCUUUUGUUGCUAUUACCAUACAGAUCGAACCACCAUUAUGACGGGGAUUAGCAGUAACAUGCCACCGCUCCUCUCCUUCUUCUUCUUUUUCUUGAUUGCUACGGUCAAUGCUUCGCCGGCGCCGGCGGCCGGUAGCGGUCAAACUCUCCAACUGCAUCCGCAGGCGGAUUAUCAGUACCUCAACCCAAAGCUCCCUCCUAGAGCCCUUUCCAACUCCAAGAAAUUCGAGGGCUCAUCCGACCUCGUCAAUCUCCGCUACCAUAUGGGCCCCGUCCUUUCUUCCCCUAUCAAUAUCUAUCUUAUCUGGUAUGGCAAGUGGUCCCCAUCCCAGCAGCUCGUCAUCAAAGACUUCCUACUCUCCAUCUCCACCACCAACCACCGCGCCGCCCCCUCCCCCUCCGUCGCUGAAUGGUGGCGCACUGUGUCUCUCUACACCGACCAAACCGGGGCCAACAUAUCCCGCUCCGUUCUCAUUGCGGAUGAGUACUCCGACCGCCGCUACUCCCAGGGCACUCACCUCACCCGCCUCUCCAUUCAGGACGUCAUCGCAGAGGCCGUACGCUCUAAGCCCUUCUCCAUCGACCACAAGAAAGGGAUCUACCUGGUGCUCACCUCCAUAGAUGUGACAGUGCAGGACUUCUGUCGGGCUGUGUGCGGCUUCCAUUACUUCACCUUCGCCUCCAAGGUGGGUUACACACUGCCCUACGCUUGGAUCGGGAACUCGGGGAAGCAGUGCCCGGAAGUAUGCGCGUACCCGUUUGCAAUCCCGGGUUACAUGGCAGGAGGCGGACCGGGAGCACUGUCUCCGCCCAACGGGGACGUGGGUGUAGACGGGAUGAUUAGCGUGAUAGCGCACGAGCUAGCGGAGCUGUCAUCGAACCCGCUGGUGAACGCAUGGUACGCAGGAGAAGACCCAACGGCACCCACAGAAAUCGGUGAUCUGUGCGAGGGGCUGUACGGCACAGGGGGCGGCGGCGGGUACAUUGGGCAGGUGAUGAAGGACAGGGAGGGGCGGACUUACAAUAUGAAGGGGAGGAGGGGCAGGAAGUUCUUGGUGCAAUGGGUUUGGAGCCCUAUCCUCAAGGCCUGUGCCGGUCCAAAUGCAUUGGACUGACGACUCACUAAUCCAAUUCAUGUAAAAUCCCCUCUCCUCCCCGCCCCUCAAUCCUACAUACUACCACAAAUCAAAUCAAAUCAAAUGAAAGCUCCUAAUCGCCGCCGCCGCCGGCAGCAGCAAGGGUGACGAGAUGUACGGUAUGAAUUGAAGUGCCCCCUACCCCGAUUCCAGGAGCAAGAGUUUUUUUUUUUUUUUUUAAUUCCUUUAUUUUCUUAGAAAUAUUUUUUUUUUAUUCUUUAUAAAAAUUCAUUAGUGUUAUUGUUAUUAUUAUUAUUAUUUGAUAUUUGAUAUUUGAUUUUGGGCUAAAUAUAAGAUGGAACCGUAUUUAUA
Messenger RNA from Ipomoea nil (Japanese morning glory), 1636 nucleotides. RefSeq names its product protein EXORDIUM-like 5. The coding region runs from base 227 to 1303 and encodes 358 amino acids. The record is from RefSeq and is a predicted model, not a curated record. NCBI's taxonomy places the organism in Eukaryota, Viridiplantae, Streptophyta, Magnoliopsida, Solanales, Convolvulaceae. The transcript has a single exon.